UCAGCGUUUUUAAGAUGGCUGAAGCAGUUGCGAACCACGAUGAGCAUGUUGCAGAUUUCGAGGAUAUAGUAGCCAGACUCACUGAUGCUUUUCCAAAAUUAAGUGUCAGGGUAAUACGGAAGGUUGCGGCUAGUUGCCGUAGGGACACUGUUCAGAUGGUCGUACAGUUGUCAGGUAAGGUAUACGAGAUUACUGGUAGUUCGUCAUAUUCUCUCAGGGACGUGAUAGGUGACUCAAAAUGCAGCUAAUUUCAUCCUAUUGCAUAUGUAUGGGCGACAGAAAAAAUAGAUUUUUUAGUUUUUGUGAUUUUCUGAAUCUAAAUAACAAAAAGUUAUACUGUGACAUUAGAAGUCCUACACCCAAAAAAAAAAAAUAAUUUCUUCAACUUGAUUUGGCAAUGAGGUAGUUUUUAUUUCCUCUGAGUGCACCAGCCUAUAGGUUAUACUAGUUCAUUAUUUCGUAGAAAAGAGAGCAAUAAACAAUAUUAAUAAAAGGCGAAAUGAAUGUUAUUCACCCCACUUUACAAGGAAUUGAAUAAUUAAAACAUUCUUGGAAAACUAAAUAGGGGUGCAUAAAAGAACUUUGCUCGUAUUUAUAUCAUGUAUUGCUUGUUUCAAUGCAAAAUAUUGAUAACUUUUAAGCUCGCAAAACAUAUUUAGUUUAAAUUUAGGCAAUAUUAGAAAAAUGUUGAUGAAACCAAAUUUAUAAUCUUUGAAAUUUUAAGCAAUUGAGGUCGAUGAGCAGCGCAAAGCGGAAGUUAAAGAAUUAAGAGCACUUAUGCCUGAAACAGAACAAGCUUCAACUUCAGGAGUACAUCAACAACGAGGUACUUCGAUAAAGUCACAAGUGAAGAAAUACACCAGUGGUUUCAACAUAGACGAGUUCUUGGCAAUGUUUCCGAAUCCAGAAGAGACAUUCCGCAAUCCGGAGCGAGGGGAAGACGUUCUUGAUUUGACAACCGCAGAUUAUGUUGUACGUUUCUUCAUGAAUAAGUACCCAUCCAUCUACAAGAGCCACAUCUCGUUUUUGCUAUAUCAGGGACCUACGAGGCAACCAAAGUGCAAAAGUCUACUUAAGGUGGAUGAGGAAUUGCAGCAGGCAGAGCAAAACGGUGAGCAAGUUAUGAAUUGCCGUCGAAAACCAACAACUAUGAGGGUUGAUCCAGGCGAAGACAUUCGACUUUUACAAGAGCUUGCUUACUUGGAGCACCGAACUGAUAUUUUAGAUUGUAAGCUAAAAAAACAGCAGGAAGAAACGGAUAGGAGAAAAAUUGCAAAAGAAAACGGUCUUUCAGUUUCGUGUCAAUGCUGCUUCGCGGACGACCUAUUGCCUGAAGAAGUGUAUUCGUGUACCAACGAUUGUUGUUUUUGUGGGGAAUGCAUCAGAAAGAGCUGCGAAUUGAAACUUGGUGAGGGAGACAUUCAGUUUCCGUGUUUAGCGGACUGUGGGUCACAAUUUGCGUGGAAAACGCUGCAGGCGGCGCUUCCACCUACACUAUUGUCGAAACUAUCACAGCGUUACACGGAAUCUGAGAUACGGGCGGCAGGACUUAAAGUUGACAGUUGUCCAUUCUGUAAUUUCCCCAACACCAUCGAUGAGCGAUAUACGUUGUUUCAGUGUUUUAACCCAGAAUGUAUGAAGGAGACAUGCAGGUUAUGCAAAGAGCUCAACCACCUUCCGUUGCGAUGCGAUGAGGUUGAGAAGGACGAAGAUGUCAAGGCACGCGUCCACGUUGAAAAUAAGAUGACCGAAGCAAUAUUGAGAACAUGCCACAGAUGUCAGAGAAAGUUUAUCAAGGAGGAGGACGGCUGCAACAAGAUAACGUGCAUAUGUGGUGCGGUGUCAUGUUAUGUCUGCAAUAAGCCAGUGACAGGGUAUGAUCACUUUAUUGGAUUUGGAGACAGUCGGUCUGAGCAGUGCCCGCUGUAUGUCGACAUGAUAGCAUUGCAACAACGUGAACUUACUGCGGCAGCUGAUGAAGCGAAGAAGCAAGUUGAUCCCAACAGGUUGAAGACUGAUCCGUCAAUUGAUCUUGACAAAUACUUUGGACAUAAACGACAGAAUACCACGCAACCAACAUGGAUGCAGGAACCAAUACCACCUCCAAAUCCAAGAGAACCCGAGGUACCAAGACAAGACGAAUGAUGUUACCUGCUCAACAACAGCGGGACGACGAGCCUAGGGUUGCUCGAGAAUACUUGGAGGUACCACCAGUUCUAAACAUAAGAAUACCUCGUCGGGCAACGCGACAUACAAAUCAAGAUCAACCACAAGCGCCAUGACGUGUUCGUCAUUAUCAAGGGGCACAGAUACCUGUUCGAAGAGGGGGUUCAACUGCUGAGAAGUCGGGACUAGGACUAAGAAAGUCUAAAAGGAUACUGACUGGAGUUUGGCUGCUUUCCAGUUUCCUGUUUUAUCUACGUGUCAGUGAUUUUAAUUCUUAACAAAGCCUUAUAUUAUUUCUAAUUAAAUAAUGAUGUAAAAAAAAUUAUUAUAAUAUUUAAAUAUGCAAUAUUUUAGCUUAUUUCCUUAGGUUAGCCCUAGUUUUAUAUGCUGUAUUUUAUUGUCUUACUUCAAAGUUUCGUAUUAACGUCACUUUUUAAAGUCUAUGUGUGAUUUUUUUGUACUAUUUGAUCGAAUACAUUAUUUACAUUUAAA
Molecule: messenger RNA, 2658 nt
Organism: Acanthoscelides obtectus
Lineage: Eukaryota; Metazoa; Arthropoda; Insecta; Coleoptera; Chrysomelidae
Source: the annotation of a GenBank genome assembly